This is a messenger RNA of Panicum virgatum (switchgrass), 2082 nucleotides long. Its product is annotated as NEDD8 ultimate buster 1-like. Gene Ontology annotation, biological process: regulation of ubiquitin-dependent protein catabolic process. Bases 115 to 1929 code for a protein of 604 amino acids. The transcript has 11 exons. Gene Ontology annotation, molecular function: protein binding. Lineage: Eukaryota; Viridiplantae; Streptophyta; Magnoliopsida; Poales; Poaceae. The record is from RefSeq and is a predicted model, not a curated record.
CAAACCCUGUUUCGUUGAUGCUAUCCGGCGACAGCGCCCCCGCCCCAAAGCCAACGCAAAACCAUCGACGCACCCAAACACUCGAGCCAAGCCCCCCCGACUCCGAUCACCCCGAUGGCGUCCGACGAGGCCCCCAAGCCGGCGGCGGAUCGAAUUCGGGUGGUCGGCAAGUGGGUCGGCGCCCUGGAGGUGGAACUGGGCGCCUGGACGGUGCCGAUGCUGCGGGCGGAGGUGGCGCGGCGGGUUGGGGACGGCGUGGAGCCCGAACGCGUCGGCCUCAUCUUCGGCGGCCGCGUGCUCAAGGAUGAGCCCCCCGCCUCGCUGCGGGAGGCCGGGCUCAAGGCCAACGCCAAGGUGCUUUCCUCCCUCGCAUCCCCAGAUCGCGCCAAGGAAAUCGCCGCCGAAGCCGCCAAGGCGAAGGCCGAGGAGGAGCACGCCGCUAGGCUUGUCAGGCUCUGGGAUGCUGCGAAAGCAAUGUCUCAAAGGCACACAGAUGGGUCCUUCCUUGAAGGUGAAGACUACAACUUAGAUCUUGAGGAUCAAAGUGGCCAGAAAGUGAUGUUUGGAUCUGUUGAUGAUAUGAAAGCUUUGAAGAUGGCUCUAAUGCUUCACCAAAAAGCUAAAACUCAGAUGAAGAGAAAAAGGUACAAGGAAGCACUAGAUGUAUUAAUAAUGGCUGAGGAAGCUUUCUCCCUUUGUGACUCAAAACUCAUUGAGAAAGUUGAUAAUGUGCCAAUGCUUCAACUAGAUAUAGUAUGGUGCUAUUUUGUGCUUCGUGAUGUAUCAUGCCUGGAGGUUGCAGGGACUCGCCUUGAAAAAGCACGAGUAGGAUUUGAACGUUCCCAUGGGAAAGAUUCCUCUCGCUUCAGAGUACUUCAGGCUGGCCGGCAAGCAGAUCUUGCUAUUUACGUAAGGCUGGAGCUUUUGGAAGGAGUGGUAGCAUAUCAUAAUGGUCAAACUGAAAAGGCGAGUGGAUAUCUCACUUCUGCGCAAGCUAAAUACCUGCAGCUUCAAGUACCAGAUGAAGCUAUAUCAAUGUUAAUGGAUAUGGGCUAUGAAGCACGAUCCGCAAAAAGAGCAUUGAAGAUGACUGGCUAUGAUAUUCAAUCAUCUGUGGAUCUCCUGUGUGAGGAACGUGAAAAGAAAAUCCGUAGACAAGAGGAGGACCGAGAGAGACAAAGAGAGAUUCUGGAACAAAUGAGAUACGGUAAAACUCCCAUGAACAAGGCAGUUGACCUGCAGAAGCUGAAAGGCUUGACUAACAUUGGAUUCGAAAAGUAUCUUGCCGCAGAAGCACUGCGCAUAAAUGAAAAUGAUGCUGAUAAGGCAUUAGAUCUUUUGACAAAUCCUGAAGAAAAUUGCAUCCUGCAAAAUAAAAUCCAGGCAAAGAGGAGCCGAGCAACUCGUGGAUCAUCGAGUUCCAGGGCAGCUGCUGCUAGGACUGCUCGAGGAACCAACAAUCGUCAGGCUUUUGUUAGAGCUCCACCACAUGCUGUCGAUGGAAAUGCUCCUCCAGAUGCUGCAAAUGGAAACCUUCAAGAGGGAAACCAUGCAGAUGGGAAUCUGCCAGAGGGAAACGAUGUGGACGGCAACCCUCCAGAGGGAAACGAUGUGGAUGGAAACCCUCCAGAGGGAAACGAUGUGGAUGGCAACCCUCCAGAGGGAAAUGGUGCCCAACUUUUGGACUCUCAAGAGGCUAUGAUCAAUGAAGAAUCUGUGAAUCAAGAUGUAGUUAUGACUGAUGAAGUAGCUGUUAAUGAUGAAGAGACAAACUCUCAUCCAGUUCCAGCCAGGGACGUGUCCAUGGAAAGUGAGCUUGCCCAUGAACUGACGGGGGAUGCCUUGGAUGACUAUGAUAUUGAGGUUAGCGACGAAGGGCAGGCAAUAGCUGAGUACUUGAGCUUACUGGAGUCUGCUGCUAGUUCUUAAUGUGGAAAGAUCUACACUACUAGAUAGGUAACUCCAGCUUCAGAAUAAAAAAUACAUGUAGUUUCAGAUGUCGAGUUUGACUUAGUAUGGUGGGCUUGUACAUAAUGCUACCCGUAUGGAUUACAUAUUUACAUGAUACCUGGAAAUUUCCUA